Molecule: messenger RNA, 531 nt
Organism: Mycetomoellerius zeteki
Lineage: Eukaryota; Metazoa; Arthropoda; Insecta; Hymenoptera; Formicidae
Exons: 1
Coding region: 1-531 (176 amino acids)
Biological process (GO): DNA integration
Molecular function (GO): nucleic acid binding
Source: RefSeq, a predicted model, not a curated record
AUGACGUUUGAAAAAUUAUACUACGAUCCGUCGCAUUAUGCCGGAUAUUCAGCGGUGGAUAAUCUAACUCGUGCAGUUAAACCGAAUUUUUCACGGGGAGAAGUCGUACGCUGGCUCGAAUCGCAAGACGCGUACACGUUGCACCGACCAUUGCGCAGAAAAUUUCCACGAUUGCAUUACAGAGUGACAAACAUUGACGAUGUGUGGGAGGGGGAUUUGAUCGAACUCCGAAAUUUAAAAAGUUACAAUAACGGUUAUUCCUAUCUGUUGGUGAUUAUCGAUGUACUUAGUAAAUACGUCUGGGUAGAACCGCUAUGCGACAAAACGAGUAACUGCGUGAUAAAAGCUUUUCAACGCGUACUAGCGAAAAGCGAAGGACGAGUACCCAUAUACUUCCAAACGGACAAGAGUAAAGAAUUUGUCCCGCAAUCAAUGCAGAAAUUUCUUAAAGAAAACGACAUUCAUUUUCGAGUAACGCGCAAUCCGGACAUCAAAGCCGCCAUAGUCGAACGCUUCAACAGAACACUGUAG